GACUGAAGCCUCAGACAUCAUUCGUCAGUCUUUCACAUAUUACACUUUUGCUGUUUCUACCAGUUGUUUGUGAAUUCCACAUCAUGAAGACUCUGUACUUACUCCUACUUCUCACAGCAUCAUUCCCCCUUGUCCUGCCAGUCUCUCGGAAGUAUUUUAUGAUCCACCAGGGAAGAAACUGGAGCGAUGCUCUGGCUUACUGCCGGGCCACGUACACUGACCUGGCUAUCAUUGAAAAUCAAGACUACAUGAAACGAUUUGUGAGUGACUCUCAGAAACAACAGCUGAAUUCCAGCGCUUGGAUUGGACUGUACAAUGACAUCAACAGCUGGCACUGGUCCUUCGGAAACGAGCCACUAGGAAAUAUGACAAAAUGGAUGAUGGGAGAGCCGAAUAACAACGGUGGACGUCAAGAGUGUGUUGCGAUGCAUCCACACGGUUGGAGCGAUAGAUUUUGUAAAUCCACAUUUUUCUUCGUGUGCUUUGAUGAUACCAGAAAUGGCACUGAGAGGUACAUUAACAUCUCUAAUAUGAUGACAUGGUUUGCAGCUCAGAGUUACUGUAGACGGUAUUACACAGAUCUGGCCAGCACCAAAGAUAUAACAGAAUACUUACUUGUACAGUCGUUUUUUCCCAACGAGACUUGGAUUGGUCUGUUCAGAGACUCCUGGAAGUGGAUAGAUAAAAGCAACCUCUCUACCGUCAGUUGGAUGCCUUAUCAACCUGAUAACAAACUGUGGCAUGAAAACUGUGGUUAUAUAAACAACAGUAGAGUCGGUGAUGCGCUAUGCUCAGACAUAAUGCCUUUCGUCUGUUAUUCGGGAAUCAUAAGAAAAUAUAAAACUGUAAGGCUGAAGGUGCGAUCCAAUCAGGAUGUGAACGAUCCUGGAGUAAAGGCGGCCAUCUUGGAGCAGAUCAAGCAGAAACUGAAGGAUCACGGGAUGGCAGAGAACAGCACAGUGAAGUGGAGAGAGCAACCAGAUGGUUUGGUGUUUCAUAAACAGAAAAGAGAAUGAUUCUACAUCGUGAACCAUCCCAGGAGAGUGUGACCGUUUGUUGCUAUAUUUUUCUGAGAUUCUGAAUAAUUGUAGAUGAUCUAAGUGUUAAAACUGAUAACUGAAUAUUAUCUGAAUCUCCUUCUAGACACAUAAAUAUACAUAAUAGUUAUAUAUAUAUAUAUUUGUAGUACAGUGGAACCUCAGCAUAGGAGUUUCAUCGGUUCUGGAGUCGAGUUCUUAAGGUGAAAAUUUGUACUGAUGAAUUUUCCCAUCAGAAAUAAUGUACAUGCAGAUAAUCCAUUCCAGCUCCCAAAAAUAUUCCCAGUAUGAAGUGUAUGUAAACUGUAUGGCUGCUUACAAAGAACUGACCCAAGCCAAGCAUUCCAUGUCAAGGGUCCUCACAGGAAGUUGUGCCACCAAGCUUGGGCUAAAAAUAGAACAGACCGCCCACACCACCAAUCUGUCCACAAAAAAAAUGUCACCUAGUGAAAAAUCACCUAGCUUUUGAAGGCAUGCCGAAGGUAACGUUGGUUUGACUCUUUCCAAACAGCUUUCACUGACUGAUAUUACAUUCGUAAACUCUCUUCGGUUGGCUUUCCACUGACGCUAAUAUGUUUUGAACGGCUCCCGGACGUACGUGGGACUUAGCCGGCGUUUUGGUUUGGUUCAGUUUGUUGCCAAGCAUGCCAAAAAUGCUUCGUGUGCCAACGCAAAUUUCUUGCACAAUUUCAAUUCUUAAGGUGAAAAUUCCCAAGGGAAGGCACUCAUAUGCCGAGGUUCUGCUGCACCUAUAUAAAUAUUUGUAUUCAAUGUCAAAACUAACAGACUGAUAAUGUAACUUGAAUCUAAAUGUAAAUUGACAGUACAGUGAAAAACAAAGAAAAACACAUUUCAUUGGAAGUUCUGGUUAUUUCUAUAACUACAGAAUAAAUCUUUGAAACAUAACAUGCAUGAUAUAUUUCACAUGAACUGUAUCUAAACAAAUAUGUAUAUAUGUAAAAAUAUAGAUUGAUUUACACACACACACACACACACACACAUCAUGACAUGAUUGUGUAUCUCCUCUCAUUACAUGCUCUAACUGUAUUUUACUUCAUUUUUCUUGUUUUAAGCUUCAAGAUCUCACAUGUAGGUCAACUAAAAUGAUCAAAAUGAGGC
This is a messenger RNA of Hemibagrus wyckioides, 2156 nucleotides long. Its product is annotated as C-type mannose receptor 2-like. Bases 84 to 1016 code for a protein of 310 amino acids. Lineage: Eukaryota; Metazoa; Chordata; Actinopteri; Siluriformes; Bagridae. The record is from RefSeq and is a predicted model, not a curated record. The transcript is spliced from 6 exons.